Carassius carassius (crucian carp) is the source of this 665-nucleotide messenger RNA. It is a transcript of the gene gxylt1b, whose product is annotated as glucoside xylosyltransferase 1b. The record is from RefSeq and is a predicted model, not a curated record. Bases 146 to 598 code for a protein of 150 amino acids. The transcript has 3 exons. Gene Ontology annotation, biological process: protein O-linked glycosylation via N-acetylgalactosamine. Lineage: Eukaryota; Metazoa; Chordata; Actinopteri; Cypriniformes; Cyprinidae. Gene Ontology annotation, molecular function: UDP-xylosyltransferase activity.
UCUGCUUAUCUAUUUAGGACUCCAUGUUAAUGGUUUUUUUAACAUGUGAUUACAUUUGAGUCCAGAAGAAGGGGUAAAAGUCUCUCUACUCAUUUCAAACUACUCUUUUUCUUUCUUUUUUUUUACUCUGGAUGGACAGAAUGACAUGUCUUCUGUUGGUCUGCACUGGGACGAGCUUCUGAUGCCUCUGUUACAGAAAUACAAGCUUAACAUAACCUGGGGUGAUCAAGAUCUGAUCAAUAUCAUCUUCCAUUUCAAUCCAGAGAUGGUAUUUACCUUCCCCUGCCACUGGAACUACCGCCCUGACCACUGCAUCUAUGGCAGCAACUGCAUCCUGGCAGAAGAAGAGGGUGUUUUAAUGCUACAAGGCAACAGAGGAGUGUUUCACAGUGACAAACAGACAGCCUUCAAGGCUGUGUAUGAUGCUUUCAAACAUUACAUGUUUGGAGAGGAUCUCAUAAAAUCAUUCUCGUUACCCCUGGAGGAGGCGCUGAAUGGAACCACUCACACAUACUGCAGGAAAGUUAGUCAUUUCUUUACCAGAGGACUUGGAAUGUCUGUAAGGAAGAUCCAGAGAAUGCUUCCAGCAGUUGGCUGAGCUGUAAUGUUGUUGCUGAAUAAUGACAGAAAAGUAUUCUCUGAGACAGGAUCGGAGCAUCGCUGCU